This is a messenger RNA of Syzygium oleosum, 2871 nucleotides long. RefSeq names its product conserved oligomeric Golgi complex subunit 5. Gene Ontology annotation, biological process: intra-Golgi vesicle-mediated transport. The coding region runs from base 34 to 2544 and encodes 836 amino acids. NCBI's taxonomy places the organism in Eukaryota, Viridiplantae, Streptophyta, Magnoliopsida, Myrtales, Myrtaceae. The transcript is spliced from 3 exons. The record is from RefSeq and is a predicted model, not a curated record. Gene Ontology annotation, cellular component: COG complex.
UCCGCAAAACGAGAGAAUUAGCGCAGAGAAAGCAUGGCUUCUCCGGCAGCCCUCCAGAGAUCGCCCCUGUCUUCUUCCCCGUCGCCAUCCUCCCCUCUCCACCGCCUCUCCACCUUCAAAUCCCCCACCCCUCCCGCCUCCUCCGCGGCGGCGGCGGCGUCGUCGUCGUCCCCUCUCGACACCUUCGCCGACGACCCGAUCCUCUCUCCCUUCCUCUCCCCGUCCUUCUCCUCCACCACCUUCUCCUCGGCGGCCCUCUCCUCCGGCUCCCCCGCCUCCACCGCCGAGAAGCUCCACUCCGCCAUCCGCCUCCUCGAGUCCCAGCUCCGGUCCGAGGUCCUCUCCCGCCACCACCACCUCCUGUCCCAGCUCUCCUCCCUCCAGUCCGCCGACCUCUCCCUCGCCUCCGUCCGCUCCUCCGUCUCCUCCCUCCAGUCCUCCCUCCGCCGCGUCCGAUCCGAGCUCUCCGAGCCGCACUCCUCCAUCAACGCCAAGACGCUCCAGCUCUCCAACCUCCACCGAUCCACCGAUCUCCUGCAGCACACCAUCCGGUUCCUCCGCUUGUCCAAGAAGCUCCGCGAAUCGGAUUCCGCGGAUCCGGACAAGCUCGACCUCGGCAAGGCCGCGCAGCUCCACUGCGACAUUCUCCGGUUAUGCAACGAGUACGAUCUGGCCGGCAUCGAUGUGGUUGAGGAAGAGCUGAAGUGGAUCCGGGAGAUCGGGGAUAAGAUUAGGAGCGAGGCCAUGAAGGUGUUGGAGAGAGGCAUGGAAGGGUUGAACCAGGCGGAGGUUGGUACUGGAUUGCAGGUGUUUUACAAUCUAGGCGAGUUGAAGGCCACCGUGGCGCAGUUGGUGAAUAAGUAUAAGGGAAUGGGAGUGAAGAGUGUUAAUGCCGCAUUGGAUAUGAAGGCGAUAUCAACCAGUGGAGGAGGUGGGUAUAAUCCGGGAGGGAUUAGAGCGAGCGGGACGCCGCAGAUUGGAGGGGGAGGGAAGGCAAGGGAUGCGCUUUGGAAGAGGAUGGAGGAGUGUAUGGAGCAAUUGCACUCAGUCGUGGUUGCGGUUUGGCACUUGCAGCGGGUGUUGUCGAAGAAGAGGGAUCCGUUCACCCAUGUAUUGCUGCUCGACGACGUUAUUCAGGACGGUGAUGCAAUGUUAUCAGACCGUGUCUGGGAGGCACUUGUUAAGGCCUUUGCAAGCCAAAUGAAAUCUGCUUUCACUGGAUCAAGUUUUGUGAAAGAUGCAUUUACGGCGGGAUACCCAAAGAUGCUUUCCAUGGUUCAGAAUCUUCUAGAACGGAUUUCACGCGACACCGAUGUUAAGGGUGUAUUGCCAGCUAUCACUCCUGAAGUAAAAGAUCAAAUGGUUUCAGCAAUAGAAAUAUUCCAGACUCAGUACUUGGUUCAAUGCUUUAGACAUCUUACAGAUCUCGUCAACAAUGUCUUCCCUGUGUCCACUCGUGGAAGUCUUCCCUCUAAAGAACAUAUCUCAAGAUUCGUGUCACGCACACAGGAAGAGAUUGAAGCUGUCCAGUUGGACGGGCGUUUAACUCUGCUUGUCUUGCAUGAAAUUGGUAAGGCGUUGCGGCAGCUGGCAGCACGAGCUGAGAACCAGAUAUCUACUGGUCCUGAAGCACGUCAAGUGAUGGGUCCUGCUACAGCAGCCCAGUUGAAGAACUUCACCAUAUGUCAGCAUUUGCAAGAAAUUCACACCCGCAUAUCAUCUAUGAUCCUUGAAUUCCCACCUGUUGCUGUCGAUGAGCUUUCCCCUGCAUUGGGUGCAAUAUAUGAGGUCGCAUGUGAUGCAGUGACAUCCUUAUUUCAAGCGAUGCUGGAUCGACUGGAGUCUUGCAUACUGCAAAUUCAUGACCAGAACAUUGGUGUGCUUGGGAUGGAUGCUGCUAUGGACAAUAAUGUAUCACCCUACAUGGAGGAGUUGCAGAAGUCAAUUCUUCACUUCCGUACUGAGUUUCUAGUCAGGAUGUUGCCUCCAGCUAACACAGCAACUGGAGGGACAGAAAUGAUAUGCACUCGGCUCGUUAGAAACAUGGCUUCACGAGUUUUGAUUUUCUUCAUCAGACAUGCUGCUCUUGUGAGGCCUUUAUCAGAAUCAGGGAGGCUGAGAUUGGCUAGAGACAUGGCCGAGCUGGAGCUGUCGGUAAGCCAGAACUUGUUCAAGGUGGAACAACUAGGUGCACCGUACCGAGCCCUUCGAGCAUUUAGGCCUCUCAUAUUCUUGGAAACAUCUCAGCUGGGAGCAUCUCCUCUUCUUCAGGAUCUGCCGGUCAGUGUUAUACUUCACCAUCUUUACACCCGUGGUCCGGAUGACCUGCAGUCCCCGAUGCAAAGAAACAAGCUCACGCCGUUGCAGUACUCUUUGUGGAUGGAUUCACAAGGAGAGGAUCAGAUCUGGAAAGGCGUGAAAGCAACUUUGGAUGAUUAUGCUGCGAAAGUAAGGGCAAGAGGGGACAAGGAGUUCAGUCCUGUGUAUCCCCUUAUGCUUCAAGUGGGGUCAUCUUUGACCGAUAAUGCAUCUGUGGCUCGGUAACCCUGAAAAGGAGCAUUUAACCCUACUUCUCUUUUUUUUGGGCGAUGUUGCAUUUGAGAUGUUGGAGAAGGCUUGUAAUAGUGCUAGUCCUAGUGUCAGCCAUCAAUGUAAAUGCACGAGGUUCAUGAAAUUUUUUUUGGUUAAAUUGUUCAUAGCUCAGGAUGAACUAUUUGUCAAAUUCGACUGGUAUAAUGGGUGCUGAGCCAACAUCUUUCUACAGGUUGCAGCCUUCUAAGGCGGAUCAAUCAACCCUUUUUAAUCGGAUAUUUUCCAAGACACAUGGCUGAUCUACUAUUGAGUAUGGCAGAAUCGAUCCGUUCUUCCUAA